Eurytemora carolleeae is the source of this 581-nucleotide messenger RNA. RefSeq lists its product as uncharacterized. The coding region runs from base 31 to 549 and encodes 172 amino acids. NCBI's taxonomy places the organism in Eukaryota, Metazoa, Arthropoda, Copepoda, Calanoida, Temoridae. The record is from RefSeq and is a predicted model, not a curated record. The transcript has 4 exons.
AUUCAGUGAUACUUCAUCAUCUUUAUCAUAAUGCUCUUCUCCGCAGUUGUCAGCGCUGUUCUUGUCAGCUCCGUCCUGUCAGCUCCACAAGCUCCCAAGGACCCAUUCCACGCUGAUUGCUCCGUAAAAUGGACUCUGUCCGAGAGUUGUGAUACUGUUCAACAGAAGAUCAUUGAUCAGAUGAUCGCCUGGGAUAAUGAGGACUGUGGAACUAAGCCUGGAGAUGAUAAACCCAACGGACAGAAAUGUUUGUAUAAGCACACAGGAUCCAACGGUGAAGUAACCGAGGGAACCCACACCACUCCAAUCCAUAGAUACGUGGACGAUCUCAAGUUCACAUUUAUCUCUGGAUCUGCUCCUACCUGUCUGGUUGAUGCUUACUCCCGCUCCCAAACCUUCUCCAUCCUGGACUACGGAACCAACUACUGUAACCUGUUCAACCUGAUGGACGGAUCAGGACUCGUCCUAGACCCUGAGUUCUCCGAGGAUACUAAUGAUGAUAUCUGUACCCAGAGAUCUUCAGCUGAUUGUGAUAUUUACAAGAAAUAAACUUUUAAUAAAGGAAUUUGUCGCGAUUUAAA